UCCCCACUUCGGAGACGCUCUGGUGCCUGACAUGAGGCCCCGAAUGCUGCCGGUGGUGUUUGGAGAGAGGAUCGAGGUGGACCCGGAACCCGCUCACGAGAUCCGCUGCAACUCUGAGGUCAAGUACGCGUCGGAGAGGCGCUUCCGGGACAAGGUGUUCUACGCGCCAGUGCCGACGGUCACGGCCUACAGCGAGACCAUCGUGGCGGCGCCCAACUGCACGUGGCGCAGCUUCCGCAGUCAGCUGACCCUGGAGCCGCGGCCGCGCGCGCUGCUGUUCCGCAGUUUGUGGCCCUCUGACCCGCCGGCAAGGCUGUCCUGCGCGGCCACCGUGUACGCGUAG
Molecule: messenger RNA, 343 nt
Organism: Fukomys damarensis (Damara mole-rat)
Lineage: Eukaryota; Metazoa; Chordata; Mammalia; Rodentia; Bathyergidae
Gene: Rflna
Product: refilin A
Exons: 2
Coding region: 32-343 (103 amino acids)
Biological process (GO): skeletal system morphogenesis; negative regulation of chondrocyte development; actin filament bundle organization
Cellular component (GO): actin filament bundle
Molecular function (GO): filamin binding
Source: RefSeq, a predicted model, not a curated record